This is a messenger RNA of Giardia duodenalis, 6543 nucleotides long. RefSeq lists its product as uncharacterized. Bases 1 to 6543 code for a protein of 2180 amino acids. The record is from RefSeq and is a predicted model, not a curated record. Lineage: Eukaryota; Fornicata; Diplomonadida; Hexamitidae. The transcript has a single exon.
AUGAGUGUACUGAAAAGGAGUUUUUCGCCCCGUCAUUUCCUGGAUCUUGUGGCGGAUUACGCAUACGUAUUGUACGAUGACGCGGCGGCUACCCACGAGCGCAAGCAGACGAAGCAAAUGCUUCAAACAAAUAAUGUACCAAGAGUCUUCAUUUACGAUCUACCAAUGCUGCUUUCUGAAGCCUUGAUCUCCAAGAGGCAUACCCUCCGCUCCAUCUUCGUAAUUGUUUCCACAGAAGCGGCGAUUCAGACAGUUCAGAGCAAUCAGUUUGUCGGACUCGACUACAAGGUGCUAACAGACGCUGAGAUGCUGAGGGUCUUGAAGAAUUGCGAGAGCUUUGUUGAUGACUUAAAAGCAAAGACGUCUGUGCGCAUUGGAACGCUCUCCGAGAUUAUGAUCCACAGGCUCAAGCAUAUUACAUUAGUCUGGGCGGCAAAAUUUGGCUCUGCCGGCACAAAGAAUUUCUACACUGAUCCGGCCCUCCAUACAGGGUCGAAAGCUGGCCACGACAUGAUCAAGAAGGCCGUUUCUGAUUGUGCAGACGCCUUUACUAACUACCACGGUAACAUAGUUUCAUCUUUGGCUAGCCUUGUGGAGCAAAGUGGGUACGCACCCACUGUCCCUCAUUCUCCGUCUAAUAGCGCCCUGCCAGGGGGGUCAGGUGCAGAUGUUCCCCGCCCCUUAUCAACUAUAUCUUCAUCUAUACUAUCUACCCUCCAGCACCUUCUCAGCACUCGUCACCAGUCUGUAGCGCAGCAUGUGACUGAGGUUUCUAGUCAGGCACAGAAGCAGAUCUCUGCCAGCAACCAGGCCUUUCAGACGAACGUCCUAUCUUUGAUAAAUCAGAUCCUCAACACAACUGUCGGGGGAGGAUGGCCGAUGCUCUCUCUGCACAUCCAGGAUUUUUUCCACUACUUCGCUCCCAAGAACAUUGAUGCGACGAUGGAGUACAACACUAGUGGGAUAUCUAACGGGGUUGUGCUUCUCCACUACUUCGCCGAUAGACUGGCGACAGUAUACGAACCCGUUACCUUGUCGUUAGACCUCUGCGACGAUCCCACUAAUGCCUGGUUUUACGUCAAUGAAAUCAGGCCAAUGUAUUCUUUGCAGGUAGACAAUAGCCCGUGUGGCCGCCUACUUAUUCGUGGAGACUACACAUCUCAGACAAGCUGUAUUCUACAAGACAAGUACCUCCUGUCGGGCGCCACAGAUUUAGCCACGACUUACCGACAAUAUGAGGCGUACAUUGCUAAGGCUGUCCAUGCGCUGUCUCAGCUCUUGGUCAGCGCCUGGAAGCACUCUCUUCGUGCCCAGAAGCUGAUUGUCGAGGAAAUAGAGUCUCUUAAGAGUGGACGCGUAUCUAUCAACUACGAGACGUUUCGGCACAUUAUCGCUGGCCACACCAUAGACGUAGGCAGGCAGGGGGACAAGGGAGCCUCAUCAGAAGUGCCUGGUUCAAAUGGUGCAGCAACCAAUCCUUUCAUAGGUGCAGAUCUUCCUUCAAACAGCCUUGCCUAUGCACUCCAUCACACUACCUUCGUUACAUCCUUCUCUGAUCUGAUCCUCCUUUUGGCCAUUCGGUUGAAGAGCCCUUCUCCAGACUCCACCUUUAACUUGACGGUCAAGAACAUUGGGGGCCCAGCCGCACCAAUAGUCACUGUCCCAACUAGCGGUGCAGCGCAAGGGGGCGCAGCAAAAUGGUCUUAUGCGUAUAUGCGGCGCCUGUACAUUACCCAGGCAGACAUGGACAACUACGUCACGACCAUUGCGUAUCUGACCACCCUCCCUUUUGUUAUUCUAAACGAGUUUCUUGAUUACAUGGCAUACCUAAAUCAAAAACCCUGCCAAGAGAACUUCUCAAGAUACCGACAGGCCGUCGUUCUAACUGAAAAGAUGGGACAGUUCUGUGCCCAGAAUGGGCUUUCUGAAACUGUUCUACUCUAUAUCCAGAAGAUUCUUGACGCAGAUUGUGAUAAUAUGGCAGAAGAUUUUAUCUUGGCAAAUCAGGUGGCUCUUAACUCUAUUUCUUGGCGAAUUGAUGGUCUUGUGGAUGGAUUUGUAGAGUCUUAUCUUGCACUGGUGGAAUCCACCGUUGCUGAUGACCGCCGAGUCGGGAAGAACGUAUUCGGAAGCGGCGCUCCACAAGGUGUUUCAUUGACCACUUCCGGGCUUACACGUCUCUAUACGUAUCGCUUCCUUCAUCUGUUACGGCAGUCUAUGAUUCCUCGACCAGGUGCAGAGCACGACGCGACAUCGAUUAUGGACUUCGAUGAGCAGAUUCUGCUCUCAAAGUCUCCCUAUCAUAAGGUCCAGCCCUCUAUCGCCCUGUACACACAGAGCCCCGACUGCCCUUCACUGAAAGACGACGUGAUCAGCAUCAGGCCACUAUCCAACGCAAUCACGUAUCAACUCUUUAUACCCGUCUCGGGAAGGAACCGGACGACAUUUGAGCAACUUAUAAGCCUGGCAGAUUUCAUGAGCCUCGUUGCUCGUUUUAAUCCCUUCCCUCACCGUAGCUUUACACACACCCUUAUCUUCAAUACAUCCCUAGGUCUGAAUAAUCUCUUCUACCCCUAUCAUUUGAAGGGCGCAAUAGCUAAUGAUUAUCAGCGCCUUGAACUUUCGGCCAGAAACGAUACAAACAAUGCUAAUGGAACCAACACACAAGGCACAAUCUUGGCUCACUUUUUGACGUCUCACGUUCCAGCAAUGAGCCAGUUCAGUCCAGCUUUGGUCAACGGUGGUGGCGGGCCGGGAGGUACAUGUAGCGCUACGUCCAAGGCUAAUUUUGCACUCUUGAUAGACUUUUAUAAUAAUGUCAAUCUGACUUACAACCUAACCUACAACUCGCUGAAUAGGGAGAAGUAUAAUAGAGUUCGAGUAGAGGAGGAUCGAACUGGCGGUGAUUGUGCUGUCUGCAACGUUAAGUAUGACAACUACAGGACACAUGUGUCGUCUGCUGAACACCUGAAAAACUACAAGUCGUAUAUGGCUCAGGUCUCGGGGCUUACAGAGAAUGGCGAGUCUAACGCCAUGAUCGACGAGCUUCGCUACCUCUCCCUUCAGUUUGAGCGUAUAUCUGCCAUUGGCGUACAGCUUAGCAGCAUCAUUAUCACCAUCGCUGCAGAGCUGGGCUGUACCUAUGAAUUUGUCGCAGGAAUAGUCAAUGACCUCUUGAAAUCCCUCUGUGGCGACCUAGUUAUCGAUGUCUCAGAUAUUCCACGUGCACUGUCUCCGAAUUGCAAGACCAAUACAUAUUUAAAGUGGCGAGAAGAUAACGCCCACCGUAGGCAGCUUUCGUUUGAACAGUUUCUAACAGGUAGCGGGUCUCGAAAGACUGGCUAUAAGCGGAUAAAGGCGUCGGCGGGCUCCAUACUUCUCACGGGCAUCAUGCUAGAUGUUAAUCGUGUCAAGUGGGUACGCAAUUCGAUAAUGGCGCGAUGCUGCGGAGUAGACAUCCACACAUAUAUGGACGCGCUUGCACAAGGCAAGGACUCGGGGGUCUCCACGUCUGUUUCUGGAGCGUCCUCGAUUAACAAGGUAUCUAUCGACAACAAUGGCAGCUAUUACCUUUUCCCGAAGCUUCCAUCAGAGCAGGAGUAUACAAUACCCAAGUUGAUCAUUGAUCCACGCACACACACUCAGUUUCUCUUUGAGGAGGAGGACUUUACGCAACUCAUACGAGUGAGUAUGGCCACUGUUCUCUGGCGGGCGUAUGGUGGAUCUAUCUCUGGUGAUUCUUCUGGGGCAGCCGGAUCUGCUCAUCUCUCGGCAGGCCUUCUGGCCAAUGUUGACAAGCAGCGCGCCAAAGGACAGCAGGCAGGCGCAGAGCAGGUGAAGUUUGGGUCACACAUGAUAUCAAUGAACAAAUCGGAUUACGUUUUACCGGCACACCUCCAGCACAAGUCGACAAGCUACCUCGCGACAUAUGAGUCAGAUGAUGAGUUAGAUCUUCAGCAGGAACACGUUGUUCGCAGGCUCUGUGACGAGACGCCCUUCCUCUCCGGCAGUCGCUAUAUACACGUUACAGCCGAGCUAAAGUAUCACCGGUAUGAGCGAUACAGAGCGAGAAUCAGCUGCAGGAAGCAGGAAGCGCGUGAGGAAGACCCGAAUCUGUCUGUGUCUGCUGGCGGAGCAGACUAUGAAACGCUUAAUCCUGACCUCAAUGUAGGGCUUUCUUCUGGUUCACCCACCAUAAAGCAGAGGCAAUGCUACCAUGUUACCCCCAUUACAGGGCUCGAUUUCAAGCUGCUUCGUCAGGAUAUCAUUGAUGUCGAAGUUGGUCAUAUUCCGCAAACAGGUAUGCUCGUCAAAUUAGCGAAAAACAUUUUAGAAAUUAGAGAACAGAGGCAUAUUACAGAUGCUGAACUCAUUGAAAUGGCGAAGACGGUCUUUGGGAAAAGUGAGCUGGACGACGUUUUCACAGCCACUACGGCAGAGUGGCUCAGGGCGCGGCUUGAAAACCUUGCUACUGCGCCUUCCAAAUCUAAGGAGACCCGUACACCUCAAGCAAGUGAAGAUGGUGCCGAUGAGGAAACGUCCAACGAGCUUAAUACAUAUGACGCAAGACUUUCAGGAACUAGCCGCUUGCAGAUACCGCGACUUUACUGGUACGAUCAUGCAAAUGGACGCAUGUUUGUUGACGGCUUUAAUGACUUGGAGAACGAAUUCAUUCAGCAGAGCCACAUUUCGUCUGGAUUUGAUAUAGGUCGUGUCAACGCGAUAGAAUUUAGCAGGGCCUAUGCGAAGUCCAUUGAAAAAUCUCUCCUCAGUGGACAGUCGGAAAUUACCUUUGUGGAGCGCAAUGCGGAUGGCGUAGUCAUCGAUCGUAAUGCGUAUGAGAGCACAGAUCACACCCUGCUUUCUGGCUUGAUGGGAGGCCCAAGCGCACAGUCCACCCUUGAACAAGCAUCCAGAGUGACCCGGACAGCCAACGUCUCCGCAGCUAGCCGUCACCAUAGCGCGAUGGGAAGUGCGCUAGGAGGCACCUCAAUGACAGGUUAUGGAACCGCUGGGGCUCUGCAGAAGAACACUUUCAAUUAUAACGAUAAUAUCAAGAGAAUACUCACUGCGAUUCCUGCAGCUAAGAUUGACAUCUCUCUGCUGAGCUCUCUUGCAGCCAUUCCCCUUGACAUACUGCGCGCUAUAUGUACUAACUGCGUUAACCUUAUGCAAGCAUCAGACGUGAUACUAGCUAUCAACAAUCUGGGCGAAGUGACGAACGUUAUUCCGGACGAAGUGAUCGUUGCUAUUUCCAAGUCCUUGGACGCAGAACUCCAUUGCUUCACAAUCCUAAGCGAACCAAAGAAUGCCGCCAAAGUCUAUGCAGAUCAUGUCUCCAUGAUUGGGCGGAGUAAGCGGGCAAACUCUGCUGUUGAAAGUGCCAUCGUCGCUCAUGAGCUCUCUGGGGCAGGUACGGCCUCCGGCUUUGUGGAAGAUACCGUCAAAAGCGAAAACGCUAACACAGGACUGAUGCUGAGUGCAGCAGCUCUCGCCGACGAAGCCCUCGAUGCGUAUUUUGAAACUGUGUCUCAGCAGGUUAAUCUGGCCCGAAGUUCCUCAUGCCAAGACUUCUUUGCACACAUGAAAUCGUUUUCUCCAUGUAAUCCUGGUGCUAGUGCGACGGAGCAAGCAAACAGGUAUCCGUCUAACUCUAUUCUCAGGGCAGCAAGAGCAAACUCUGUGGCUGCACCACGCCGCAUUCGUCUCGAGGAGGACAUGAUUUCCAUACAGCUUCUGGGAGAUGAGAUUGGCGAGGCGCUGCCGACUACGUCUCUUAUCGAGGGAUCGACGCUUGCCUCGCACUUGAUUACAACAGGAGAUCCUAAGAAUCUUAACAGAUACUCUGUGCUUAAAGAAUCAACUAUUCUAGAACGUGGAAUCGAAGACGAGCAUGACCUCACAUAUAUCCCCGUCAAUGGACAACAGGUCUUAAUGGUCUCGCACUAUGCUGCUCCAAUCAUGUCUAACUUCAACGCGAUUGACCCCAAUACUGCAUACUUCUCCAAGAAGUACUAUGGAAAGAUGAUUCCGACAUCCGAGUCCAUCUGUAGCGCCGUCUACUCCAGUCUCAUACCAUCUUACACAGGCACGUCACGGUUUUUAGAGCAGGUCUCAGACCUGUGGAAGGGGAGCGCUGACGCGUUUCUCGGUAGCUGCGCAAGCGUCUCGUCUGUGUACAAUGACCAGACCUUCUACAGCAUCAAGAUUCUCGACCCCUCCACCACCACUCUCAUUUCACUGGCAGCACGUGCCGAGGUCCUGCGAAGAAAGGCCGAACUAAACGCUCCCGGCUUUAACACAACAAAAGGCCUUGUGGAGCUUCGCCACGAUUGCCGAUCCCUAUGGCGCAGUACUGGGGCUAAGCCUAUUGUCGUUCUGGACCGUAGCGACAGGGGCGAGUUCCUGGGUACUCUCGGUCUUUCUGACUCCGACGGCGAAGACGCUGAUUACGACGAGAUCUCUGCGCUUGGACCCUUCGACGUCACACAGAGUGGCAAACCGGACAUAUACGCAACCCACACCUAUCAGUUCAUGAAUUGA